Molecule: messenger RNA, 3366 nt
Organism: Myripristis murdjan (pinecone soldierfish)
Lineage: Eukaryota; Metazoa; Chordata; Actinopteri; Holocentriformes; Holocentridae
Gene: ttk
Product: ttk protein kinase
Exons: 25
Coding region: 102-3122 (1006 amino acids)
Biological process (GO): mitotic spindle assembly checkpoint signaling; protein localization to kinetochore; chromosome segregation
Cellular component (GO): kinetochore; nucleus
Molecular function (GO): protein binding; ATP binding; protein serine/threonine kinase activity
Source: RefSeq, a predicted model, not a curated record
UUUGAAAACUGGGUUGGACCAGCAGCAGCGCAAGUAGCCUAACGUGACAGUUGCUAUCGAGUUGUAAACCUGAAACGGGAUUAACUGGUGACAUCGUAAACAUGACGGAGGAGGAGGAGCAUACACACAGAAAACAACAAAUCGCCAUGCUUUAUCAAAAGCUGAACAAAAUCAAAAAGUCCCUCAAUGAAGAUGACACAGACAGUAUUAACCAGGUCAUCAGCUCAAACGCUCCUGAAACAUGUUGGCGAUAUCUGAUGGACCUGGAAAGAAAAGGUGACCCUCACUUGGAUCGUAACCAUCUCUCCAGACUCAUGGAUUUUUAUACCAGAGUGUUCUCCAGCAUGCCGCUGGGAAAGCAUGGGCAAAAUGAGAGCUAUGCCAGGAUGUUGGUCAGAUUUGCAGAGCUGAAAGCAAUCCAAGAUGUCAAUGAGGCAGAAGCCAACUUCAAUGUGGCAAGAUCUCACAGCCAGGAUUUUGCAUUUGUGCACAUUGCUCAUUCACAGUUUGAGCAUUCUCAAGGGAACACAAAGAGAGCCAUUUACAUCUUGCAAAGGGCUAUUGAACUGGAUGCUAAACCCAAAGAGCUGCUGGAGGCUGCCUUGCAAAGUCUGUAUUCAGGAAAAGCGCAACUUGUCUGUGCCGAGGAUAAGGAAAAUGCACCAGUAUUGGCCAACAACAGUCGGUACGAUUCUGCCAAACAUGGCUCAGACCUCCAAAAAGUGUGCAGGAAAUCAGAUGGGACAGGUGACCUACAGAUCUCCACUAUUUUUGGUUCAGGGACAGAGCACCUUAGUGGAUCAUCAGAUGACCCACUGCCAGGCUGGAGAUCUGCAUCUCAGUGCAAGAGAGCAAUUGGCUUGCCAGGAAGAGUUCCCUUAGUUCCCUUCUCUAUCUCAGAAAUGGAUGGUGAUGAUAGCGGUGGGAUGCCCUCAAAGCAAAGUGAUGAUUUCAUUCCCAGCAGCUUGUCCAGGCAAACAUCUGCUUCAAGUACCAGCUCAAUGUUUGCUCUAUCAUCUUCCAAGAAAACUACUGUGGAUGGAGAUUUCCUCAGUCUGAAACCAACAACUAGCAGUCCAGAGACUCACCCUUGGGAGGAGCAGGCAGCAAUGGAUGCCACCACUUCACUCCUUCACAGAAAUGACAGGAGGGACACCUCCAGAAUGGAAGACACAACAUACAAUUUCAAUCAGGUCAUCAAUUCAAAUUCCCCCGAGUCAUGUGAGACAUAUCUGCUGAACCUGGAGAAGAGAGGCAACCCUCACACAGAUGUUGGCCUCUUUACUAAGCUCAAGGACUGUUAUUCCAAAGUGUUUUCCAGACUGCCUUUAGGAAAACACAGCAAGAAUGAAAGCUAUGCAAGAAUACUGGUCAGAUACGCUGAACUCAAAGGGAUUGAGGAUCCAGAUGAAGCACAGGACCACUUCAUAGUUGCAAGAUCUAAUUGCAAAGGUUUUGCCUUUGUCCACAUUGCACACGCCCAGUUUGAGGUCUCUCAAGGUAAGGUGAACAAAGCAGCUUCAAUUCUGCACAAAGCCCAGGGGUUAAAUGCCAAGCCAGCAGAGCUCCUGGAGGUGGCCAUGCGAAACCUUAAAGCUGGGAAAAAACAGCUACUACCCACUGAGGAAGAGCAGCGCCCACCAGAUGUGGAGAUUCAGGGUCCACUUAGUGUAGCAACUUGUGGGGGGAAACAGGAGUUGCAAAUUCCUGCUCGGGUACCUGUGAAUCGGUCUGUGGAACAGCCCAAGCCUGCCAACAAGGAGCCAGUACCCGUGUGGAAGAUGCCGAUUCUUGUUGGCCAGCAUAUUUCUCCACAGGAAAAACACACUACACCUCCUGACCCCAGACCCGUACCUCGUCUGCUGGACUCCCUCCCCACUCCGUCCCUUCCUUUUCCAUCCAGACUGAACCCACCUGCAGUCUGUCAGACACCCAACAACUGCAAAAACCCCAGUGCUGACAGUUUUGUUACUCCUGUUGUAAAGAGAGACCCUAUACCAGCGUCUGCUACAGCACACAGAGUUGGACCCGCCCAGCAGCCCUGCACACCUUUACAAGUGUCAUAUUCCCAAACCCCACAGCCUCGCAUCACUGCUUUCUCAAAUGAUUCCAUCACCAUUAAGGGGAAACAAUUCUUCAUCCUCAAGAUGAUUGGACGUGGUGGAUCUAGCAAGGUGUACCAGGUCCUGGACCACAAGAAGCAGCUGUUUGCUGUAAAGUUUGUCAACCUGGAGGAGGCUGAUGCUCAGACAGUAGAAAGCUACAAAAAUGAGAUUGAGCAUCUGAAUCAUUUGCAGCAAUACAGCGACCAAAUUAUCAAGCUGUAUGACUAUGAAAUAACAAACAGCUACAUUUAUAUGCUGAUGGAGUGUGGGAACCUGGACCUGAACACUUGGCUGCGAAACCGUAAGACUGUGAACCCACUGGAGAGGAAGUUCUACUGGAAGAACAUGCUGGAGGCUGUCCAAACUAUCCACAAACAUGGAAUUGUCCAUAGUGACUUGAAGCCAGCCAAUUUUGUUAUUGUGAAUGCUUCGCUGAAGUUAAUUGACUUUGGCAUAGCGAACCGCAUCCAGCCAGAUGUAACAAGCAUUAUGAAGGAUUCACAAGUGGGAACCCUGAACUACAUGCCUCCUGAGGCCAUCAAAGACACCUCAUCCAAGUCUGGGAAGGCAAGCUCAAAGAUCAGUCCCAAAGGUGAUGUGUGGUCCCUUGGUUGCAUCCUGUACUGCAUGACGUAUGGGAAGACUCCAUUCCAGAGCAUCACCAAUCAGAUUACCAAGCUGCAUGCCAUCAUCGAUCCUUCACACGAGAUAGAAUUUCCAGACAUUUCCGAGAAAGAUCUGCUGGAUGUGUUAAAGAGAUGCUUGGUACGAAACCCCAGAGAGCGCAUCUCCAUCGCUGAGCUUUUGGAGCAUCCAUACCUGCAGCUUCAGCCACAACCACCACCUGAGCCAGAACAUCCAUCUGACAGCAAUCUGAGGAAAAUCCUGACAGACCUCGCAGCUCUCCAGUCUCCCAACAGCAUCAUCAGAGCUGCUAAUAAUUUGGCAAAAAUGUGCAACAGUGGACGGAAGCUGGAUGUUGCAGAGUGUGCGAAGUCAUCAUCAAGCCAGCUGUGAUGUGGUUUUGUCUUACUUUUUUUUUUUUUUUUUUUUUUUGUCUAUCUAUUUGAGAGCUCUUACGUUUUUAACUAUUAAACUACAGUCACAAUAUCAUUUCGUUAGAUAUAUUACUAACAGCGUCUGUUUGUAUGGUAAUUAGUUGUACUCGAAAUCACUACCACUUUGUUUACUUCACUUUUACUCAUCUCUGAUAACAAAUGUAAACAAACAGUAUAGUGAAAUAAAAUGAAUAUAUCCUUUA